Molecule: messenger RNA, 2883 nt
Organism: Adineta steineri
Lineage: Eukaryota; Metazoa; Rotifera; Eurotatoria; Adinetida; Adinetidae
Source: the annotation of a GenBank genome assembly
AUGGCUGAAUCAUCAACAAAUCCGGAAAAUGGUUUAUUUAAUAUUCGUUCAACACCUUCAAAUGAACAUUUGUGUUUUGCUGAAACACUUCGAGAUUGGCGUGAUCCAUUAUUACAAGGACAUGAACGAAUAUCAGCUCCUGUUUGUCCACGUUGUGCUACAUGUAGAUGUGAAUCAUUAAAAAAUUUUCCUAGUACACCAAUUACUUCUGUUCAUCAUCAUAAACAUGAUCCAUCUUGUCCAAAUUUUCGUCAUCAACAUGAUCAUUCAAAAUCAUUAACUAGACAACCUAUUUUAAAUAAACGACGUGCUAUAUCACAUGAUCCAUCAGUAUCAAUAUUAAAUACUACAAAACCGAUUGAAAAUUCUAUGUUAAUACAUCCAAUUAAACAAAACAGUCUUACAUCAAAAAUACCUAUAAGAAUUUCAAUACCAAUCAAUAAAUCUUCAUUUUCAACAUCAACUAUUAAACAUCGUUCAUCAAAUAAAAAAACUAAAAUUCCACGUUUAAUAGCAUCUCCAAAUUUAUCAUCAUCUACAACAACAACAACAACGACGACGACAACGACAAAUGAUCAAUGUGAAAUGGAUAGUUUAAAUGAUGAUAUAUAUCCAACGUCGUUGACAAUGUCUGAUAAUGAGAACAUGUCAUCUACGAAAAUGAAUCAAUUAAAUAAUAAUCAUGUGAAUACGCAAAUAUUAGUUAAGAAAAAACGACGAUAUAAACGUAGUACAUCAACAACAUCAGAUAAACGACAACGACGAUGUCGACAAAAAGAAGGUCGUCAUUCUAAAUCGAGAUCUUCAUCCAAUGAUUUAUCUUCAUCAUCUUCACCAUCAUCAAUUGUUCCAUUAAGAAAAAAAUCUCGUUCAUAUCGAGCAUCAUCACCAAAUCAAAUUCUUUCAUCUUUAUCGGAUGAUUCUCUAUCCGAACCUAAACAAAAUCGUCCACAUUCAACAUUUAUUUCUAUAACUGAUCAAUCAAAUCAUUCAUCAUCAUCACCACCACCAUCGCUUUAUCUUAUUCAAUUAACAAAUAAAACUAAUAAAAUUAAUUCAUUUGGUUUAACUAAAACAAUUACAUGUGUUUGGAAAAAUACACAGACAAAUACUGAUGAUGAUGAUCAAAAUAUUUCUUAUCCACGUUAUUCUAUUGAACAAGUUCAACCAAUAUGUAAUCAAAAAAAACAUUCAAUACCAAUAUCAUCACGAAAUAUUAUUUUACAAUGUGGUCAAACUGAUUAUUGGCAAAAUUUUGAAUCGAUCACAGAUUCUACAAUAACAUCAUCAUGUAUAAAAUCAACUGGAUCAGCAUUUCAUCUACUUUCAACAUCAUUCGAUAUAAAAUCAAAUAAAAUUCAUACAAAUCCUAAUGGACAUAUUAUAUCAAUAACAACAACAAAACGUUGUCAACCAUCUGUAUUAAAUCAAACAAAAGAUGUACAAUGGAAUAUUCAAGGAGAUGGAAAACAAAUUCGAUAUUCAAUUAUUAAAUCACAUAGUGAUGAUCAAUUACAAAAAUAUCAACAAUUAAAAAGACAAUAUCGAGCAAAAUAUGGAACAGAUAGUAAUACAGAUAGUGGAUCAUCUAGUGAACAACAAAAUCUAUCGGCACCAUCAAAUUUACAUCCAGAGAAUGCAACAAAUCAGAUUCAUAAAGUAUUAGAGAAUUUUUCAACGAAUAGUAAUUCUAAACAAACAGAUAAUUCUUUAUUUUAUACUGAUAUUAAUCAUACAUUACCAAGUCUCGUUCAACAAGAAACAAUAAAUCAUGUAUCAUUCGAACCUCCUAUAAUUUCUAAACCAAAAAAAGUAUCCUAUGCAAGUACAGAUGAAGAUGUUGAUGAACUUAGUUCACAUUAUAUUGAAGAUAUGAACGAAUCAAUAACAUUGAUUAAAAAUUCUCCUGAACAAUCCAAUCUACAAGAUGAUAUCGAUCUUAAAAGAUCAUCUAUAGAAUCUUCACAAAUAACUGUUGAUUCUGGAGUUGAUAUAAUCAGUGAACAAAAACUUUAUCAACCAAAUAUAACAAUUCCUAUUGAUGAACAAUCAUCCGAAGAACUAACAAAUCAAAAUGGUAUUUUAACAUUAUCAGAAGAUUCAUUAGGUGAUAUUGAAUUAAAAUUAUCUACAAAUAAUGUAUUAUUACCAAAUCAAAUAAUAACAGAAAAUAGCGAGCAUACAACUGAACAUGAUACUUAUUUUUCAGCUAAAAGUGAAUUAUGUACAGACAAAGAUUUAUAUAGUGGUUAUGAACUUGAAAGUAUUACAGAUGAAGAUGAUGAUUAUUUAAAAGACGAUGAUUUAAAUGAAUUUAUUAUAACAUCUGAAUGUACAUCAUCAUCACCAACAUCUCAACCGCCUACAUCUUCUUCUUCUAUUCCUCCUGAAUUCGAAUUUAAAUUACCAUCAUUUGGUGAAUGGAUUAAUCGUGCAUUUAGUACAUUUCUUUCUGAAACAGAUAAAAAUCCAAUUGAACCAAUAUUAUCAAGUCGUUCAUCAUCCGAUGUAUCAAUACAUGGUUCACAUAGUACAAUUAAUACAUUAUCCUCAUCACAUGUUGUAACUGUUCUUGAAAAUCAAAAUAUAUCAAAAAAUGAAUCUAUUAAUCUUUCUCAGGCACAAUCAUGUUCACCCGACGACGAUGAACAAGAUGAUGAACAUAGUCUUAAUGACAUGUCAAGUUCAAGUUUAAACAGUGAAAAGGUCGAUUUUGAUACAUAUAUUAUCGAUAGCAAUUAUGAAAAGAUCAAUCCUUCAAUAACAAAUGAACAAAAUGAAAUUCCUUUCAUUACAAAACGAUCAAAAUCAUUAUUAUCAUCAAUCACAUCAUCGAUUGAAAAUGAUGAUCAAGGUGAGCUUUUAUUAUUAUUAGCAAUAUAG